AUGGCAGCUUCUACCUAUCUCAAUCGAUUUUCAAUCAAGAAAUUAUCAGUUACUACCCUUCCCGUUCCUCUCGCUAUUCAUGGCUUAGUUGGCUUCUUUUUGUUGUACAUAAUUUUUGAUUGGGGAAGAAAAUUUUUGAAUUUCUUAUCCCAAUCACAAAAAUCCAAAUCAGAAAAAGGCAAGAAUAAUAAUACAUCUCAAAAUGUGUCUUUUCUGUUAGUUGAUGGAAGUUUAUGCACAGAAGAAGUAGAACAGAUAAUGGGUAAAUUGGGAAUUUUUUGUAACCCAGAAGGUGAUAAACUUCAUGAGAGGUUCGAUUCCGACAAUUUUCGCGAUUUGUUUGGAGAUAAAGAAGAAGAAGAAUAUGAUAAUGAUAAUAAUAAUAAUAAUAAUAUGCAGGAAUUAGAAGAAGCAUUUGAUGUAUUUGAUGAGAACAGAGAUGGUUUCAUUGAUGAAAUAGAAUUGCAGAGAGUUUUGUGUGCUCUUGGAUUUAACGAAGCUGCAGAAUUGAAGAAUUGCAGGAAGAUGAUCUUGGCCUUUGAUGAAAAUGGAGAUGGAAAGAUCGAUUUUGAGGAAUUUGUAGAGAUGUUCUAA
Solanum dulcamara is the source of this 594-nucleotide messenger RNA. RefSeq names its product probable calcium-binding protein CML46. The transcript has a single exon. Bases 1 to 594 code for a protein of 197 amino acids. The record is from RefSeq and is a predicted model, not a curated record. Gene Ontology annotation, molecular function: calcium ion binding. Lineage: Eukaryota; Viridiplantae; Streptophyta; Magnoliopsida; Solanales; Solanaceae.